AUGAACAAAGUCCCUACCUGCGUUGAUGGCAGAUUCAGGCUUGGAGAUGUUCUGGGUUUGGGCACAUACGCUGUUGUGUACCACGCACAAAACUUCUUAAAGGAUGAUUCAGUUGCUAUUAAACUUGAACCCACCAUCAACCACUCCCUUUGCAAUGUUGUGAAUCUAGGAGACCAACUACUCUCAUGUCUCAAAUAUAUCCACUCGCACAAUUUUGUGCACAGUGAUAUUAAACUGCAGAAUAUAUUGGUAGGUCUCAACGAUUUGAGGCACACCGCCUUCAUUGUUGACUUUGGUAUUGCAAAGGAGUACUGCAGCACUUCAACUAGAACCCAUGUGCCAUUUCGCCAAGGCCAAAAUCUCACUGGUACCCCUGCGUUCGCCUCGAUCAACAGUCAUUUGAGAGUUGAGACGGGUCGUCGUGAUAAUAUUGACUCAACCAUGCUGGAACGCAAAGUAAACACUACCAUUGAAGUUUUAUGUCAUGGAAUCCCUGUUGGGUUUGCAAGUCUUCUCAUUUACACACGCUCCCUUGCAUUCUCACAGGAUCCUGAUUACAACUACCUUCGCUCAUUACUCCAUGAUCUUCAUGCUACCUUACCUAUACCAGCUUCAUACUUGCUGGAUUUCAUCAUAUACUUGUACAUAUCUUCUCGCUAA
This is a messenger RNA of Suillus paluster, 660 nucleotides long. RefSeq names its product casein kinase 1 epsilon. Gene Ontology annotation, molecular function: ATP binding; protein serine/threonine kinase activity. Gene Ontology annotation, cellular component: nucleus; cytoplasm. The transcript is spliced from 6 exons. Gene Ontology annotation, biological process: signal transduction; peptidyl-serine phosphorylation; endocytosis. Bases 1 to 660 code for a protein of 219 amino acids. The record is from RefSeq and is a predicted model, not a curated record. Lineage: Eukaryota; Fungi; Basidiomycota; Agaricomycetes; Boletales; Suillaceae.